UGGAUGAAGUCAGCUGCCCAAAUGAAAAGCAUGGUUAACAGAAGGAAGAUCUUCCUAUGCAUCCUACUUUGUCUAUCUGUGACUUACUUCUUUUAUGUAAAGUCUCUGAUCUGCUUUCCUAAGGUGCGCAUCAUGACGUCUUGGGGAGCUCCUAUCAUAUGGGAAGGAGACUACGACUUUGAGGAGGAAAAUCGAUUACAUCAGAAAAAAAGGACUGUGGUUGGACUUUCUGUCUUUGCUGUAAAACAAUAUCUGGAAAGUUAUCUCACUGACUUCCUUGUCUCUGCCAAUCUUUACUUUAUGCCAGACCUUUCCUGUGUGUUUUACAUCCUCACCGAUUGUCCAGAUCAUGUGCCCGAUAUUAAACUGCGUCCCGGAGUGUCCAAGGUCAUCUUCCAGAUUCCGAAAAGAAGUCGCUGGCAAGAUAUCUCUAUGCUACGCAUGAAGGACUUGCUUGAUCUUGUCUUGCCUCAGGCCAUAGAUGAAGUUGACUACCUCUUCUGUAUGGAUGUUGAUCAGAUAUUCACUUCCAAUUAUGGCCCUGAGGUACUUGGUGAGCUGGUGGCACAGAUACACUCUGGCUAUUAUCUGGCCAACAGAGAAGACUUCACCUAUGAAACCGACCCUCGAUCUGCAGCGUACAUACCUCCAGGACAGGGCCAAUUUUACUACCAUGCUUCCGUGUUUGGCGGCACGCCAUUGAGUCUCUUUAACCUUACCUCCAGCUGUCUGAAUGGCAUCCUAAGGGAUAAGAAGCAGAAAGUGGAAGCAAUAUGGCAUGACGAAAGUCAUCUCAACAGAUAUUUUGCCUUGGAAAGGCUACCAGAGAAGAUACUGUCACCAGAGUAUUGUUGGGACAACAGAUUGUGGUUGAAGUAUCAUAAACUGGUCUGGGCAAAGAAAAAAUAUUCACAAUUAAGAGUAUAA
Molecule: messenger RNA, 927 nt
Organism: Staurois parvus
Lineage: Eukaryota; Metazoa; Chordata; Amphibia; Anura; Ranidae
Source: the annotation of a GenBank genome assembly